GGACUCGUUGCCCUGAUUCUGUCUGCAGCUCACCACAAACACGUCGACUUUUUCGACUUCGACAUCCAUUCUUUCAUUUCGUCAUUCCUUACAGGAGGAAUCACCCGGUCUUAUUUGUUCACCGCCCGCUCCUUAAUCAUCACGACCAUCAUGAAGUUCCUCACUUCCAUCUUGCUGGUCCUCAUUACCCUGACAGGCACCCUCGCCUCGCCCUACCUCAAGAACUGCAACUUGAUCGACUGGCGUAAUGAGACCGGCAGCGCCUUCUGGAUCCAGGCGCAGUGUGGGGAGAGCCUCGAGAAUGCCACCCAGUGCCUCGAUUUCGACAUUAUCCACUGCUUCGCCAAUGCCUAUGGUACCCUCAUUCCGGCUUACAACAGCCAUGGCUUGUUCAACAACACGUGUGGCCAUUGUUCCUUUGGUGUCGACAAGAAAGAUGCUGCGCAUUAUGGUCUGCUGGAGUGCGAUUGUCGAGUCAACAAGACUGCUGUUCACACCUCGCUCAGGACGGACCAGGUCAUCAGGUACGAGUCGAGCCUGGGUCUGAUCUGCCCGUACAACAAUACGGCUGCUCGAUCGGUCGAGUGUCCCAGUGACCGCAAGAAUACCCUGAACAAAAUCGACUUCCAUGAGCGAGAGGUUCGACGUUCGCUUCCAGGCGGUAGAUCUCGUCCACUUUACUAG
Pseudomassariella vexata is the source of this 684-nucleotide messenger RNA. RefSeq lists its product as uncharacterized. The record is from RefSeq and is a predicted model, not a curated record. The transcript has 3 exons. Lineage: Eukaryota; Fungi; Ascomycota; Sordariomycetes; Amphisphaeriales; Pseudomassariaceae. Bases 151 to 684 code for a protein of 177 amino acids.